Didymosphaeria variabile is the source of this 657-nucleotide messenger RNA. RefSeq lists its product as uncharacterized. The transcript is spliced from 2 exons. The record is from RefSeq and is a predicted model, not a curated record. Lineage: Eukaryota; Fungi; Ascomycota; Dothideomycetes; Pleosporales; Didymosphaeriaceae. Bases 1 to 657 code for a protein of 218 amino acids.
AUGCAUCUCCACCAGGCCGACUGGAAAUCCCACAAGAAACUCUGCUCCCAGCAAGCCAGCAGUUCUGCCUCUGCACCAAACAUCGAACACGCCCACGCCUGCAAACAGAAGCGCGGCGACAAUCUCGAGAAAUACAUAUCAGACCCAUUCACACGUAUCGACAAGGGUACCUACUUGCACGACCGCCCGGAGAAAGAUGUAUUCAAGCUGCUCGUCGACGCCUUCCGUAUGCGGAAGGCCGAUGCAUACAAGAUGGAGGGUAAGACCACUCCAGACAGUGUGUACACCGGUACAGCGUCGAGUAUAGUCCCCUUUCGGCGGUUCCUCCUUCGUGUGGAGCUUAAGCGGGGGUACAUGCCGUCUUGGUGGAAUUCGGAGAAGAAAAAGGAGUGUGAAGAAUUUGGGGAGACUGGCGGGGAUUUCAGCGAUCUGAGGAAGAAAGCGACGAAGGAGAAUGUGAUGGAGCAUUAUAAAGACGAGAAGAUGCCGAUGCAACUCCGCAUGUUCGCUGAGGAGGCGCUGGGCGAGCCUGCGCCAGGUACCUUGCCAGGUGCAGGUGCGGGUAUGAGGGCGCUGAUGACCAUGAUGGAGGCAGGUGGAACAGGCGAUGGUCUGCACUACAGCAUGCAUAACAUUAGUGAACGGCGAAGAGGCUGA